UUGCCAUGAAGAUGAUCAGUGCAAGUGUGGUUGCUUUAGCUAUAGCAUCAACCCUCCUCAGCAUGUCGGUCCCUCUCGCGGCUCGUUUAAACAAGGAGUUCGUCGUCGGAGGCGACCAACACUGGCGAUUCGGGUACAAUUACAGUGACUGGGCUCUUCGAAACUUCCCUUUCAUCGACGAUGACAUACUCGUGUUCAAGUAUGAUCCUCCGAACGGCACCAACACCCCCUACAACGUCAUGAGCUUCGAUAACCCCGAUGACUACCUCUCGUGCAACGUGGGAAAGGCGAAGGUGCUGGCGAACGAAACGCAGGGCGCCGACGAGGGCUUCAAACACCGCCUCCCCAAUACGAAUAUCCAGUACUUCGCGAGCGGAAUCAACGACGGGUUCCAAUGCAAGAAAGGGAACAUGAAGUUCAGCGUGUGGCCGGCACCAUAUUAAUUCUUGAGCAUGACAUGAGAGAGAUGUGCGUACGUACGUGGUUGUAGUUGCGUUCCAUGCAUGCAAUCGUCGCGAAGAGGCA
This is a messenger RNA of Ananas comosus (pineapple), 525 nucleotides long. RefSeq lists its product as uncharacterized. The record is from RefSeq and is a predicted model, not a curated record. NCBI's taxonomy places the organism in Eukaryota, Viridiplantae, Streptophyta, Magnoliopsida, Poales, Bromeliaceae. The coding region runs from base 6 to 443 and encodes 145 amino acids. Gene Ontology annotation, molecular function: electron transfer activity. The transcript has 2 exons.